CUCUGCACUCCGCAGCGCCCCGCCGAGCGGCGCCCACAGCUUCCAGCACCCGGUGGGCCCGCCUCCGGGGCGGAGCUGGGCGGCUCCCGUUUGGGCAGCCCCGCCCCGCUGACCCGGCUUCUCCCCUCGCUCCAUCCUGCCCCGGCGUGCUGGGCCCCGCCGCCGCCAUGUCCAGCCCAUUUGAGCUCUCGGUGCAAGAUCUCAACGACCUGCUCUCCGACGGCAGCGGCUGCUACAGCCUCCCGAGCCAGCCCUGCAACGAGGUCAUCCCCAGGGUCUACGUGGGCAACGCGUCUAUAGCUCAGGACAUCACCCAGCUGCAAAGACUGGGCAUCACCCACGUCCUGAAUGCCGCCGAGGGCAGGUCCUUCAUGCACGUCAACACCAGUGCCAACUUCUACAAGGAUUCCGGCAUCACCUACCUGGGCAUCAGGGCCAAUGACACACAGGAGUUCAACCUCAGCGCCUACUUUGAAAGAGCUGCAGACUUCAUUGACCAGGCCUUGGCUCAUAACAAUGGCCGGGUGCUGGUCCACUGCCGUGAGGGGUACAGCCGGUCCCCAACGCUGGUCAUCGCCUACCUCAUGAUGCGACAGAACAUGGACGUCAGGUCUGCCCUGAGCACCGUGAGGCAGAACCGUGAGAUCGGCCCCAAUGACGGUUUCCUGGCCCAACUCUGCCAGCUCAAUGACAGACUAGCCAAGGAGGGGAAGAUGAGGCGCUAGGGUGCCCUCAGUCUCUUCUGCAGAGGUCUGACUGGGAGGCCCUGGCCGCCAUGCUUAGGAAACUCAGUGUACCCUGCUCCCAGCAUCACAAAGGCACUUGCCCACGUCUGUCCCAUUGUGGCCCUGGGCCAUUCCACCCUUAGGGAGAACAUGAAGAAGCUGAGGGGGCCAUCCUUGCUCCUUGGCUGUCCUUUCCUGUAAUUUAUGUCCUCUCCCUGAGGUGGGGGCUCAGGGGGGGGGAGGUCUGUGGCAUACAUACAUCUCAGUGACCCAGGGCAGGAGGCCUGUGAGGGUGUAAGACCUGAGCCACUCAUAGGCACUCUUCAUGACCCCCUCCCCAACCUUGGGUUCCUCCCCAGUGGUCCAGCGACAGGAUCCUGGUGAAGGAACUAUGCAAACGCAGGCCCUGAUUGCUCCAUAGCCCAUGGUCCUAGUAGCCCGACACACCCUGCUUAGGCAGAGGCAUGGCAUUAGUUCUGAAGCAGGGUGGAGAUAGGUUAUUAGUGGCUGAAUUUCCAAAAAAAAGGCUGCGUUUUAAUAAUUUCCUUAGAAUUAAAGAUACUACACAGAGGCCCUUGAGUAGGCAAAUCUGUUUUCCCCAGAGGGCUCUCCUGAUUCUUUGGAAUAUUUAAAAUGUGCCUCUUUGGAGAGCUUACAUUCUGUAUCUGCUGCCUCAGAGCCUUCCCUGUGGGUGGCUCUGUUCUUGUGCUUGUUAGAAGAGUGAUGCCUUAGGCAGGGUUUUAUUUCUCUUUUUUUAGAAUACAGGUGGUUGAGGUCCAGCCUAUUAAAAAAACAAACAAAACAAAAACAAAAACAAAAAAAACCUCCAUUUAGAGAAUUGCAAGGGUUUUAUCCUGAAUUAUGGCGUUGGUGAACCCGAGCCAUUGUACCAACUGCUCUUCAUCCUGGUUGCUGUUCUCAGAAUAGAAGGAGGAAGUUGGCCAAUUACAGCUCGUGUUUGAGGGUGUGUGAAACGGCAUCUAUGUUGGGGGCUGGUGCCUGUCCCCUUGGAGACGGAAGGAAAAUGAAGGGCCCCCAUGCCCAUCCUGUCCACUUACGGAUGGCUCUGAUGGUUCCAUGGUGUCUGUGCAGGAACCUGGGGGUGACUCUCUGGGCAGCAGAGGGACAUGGCAUGUCAUCCAGAUGGACCCCUCUUUUAUCGGAGAGAGUGCAAACAAAGAAAUGACCUUUUGAAGAACUCUCUAAGGAUGUCUUUGAAAUGCGUUGGGCCUCGUGUGCAUACACAUUGGCCAGGGACUGAACACAGUCUUCUUGGGACUUCAUGAUCUUGCUAUUUGUGGGUCUCCGGGGUCCCACAGAGCAGAGAGGUGGCACUUAGCCAUCACCCCAGCACCUGGAACAUAGGCGCCUCAUAAAAACCUGUUUUAUGAGAACCGGAGCUGUUGCAGGGGGGAGGGGCUUGGAAUCCCAGCAGCCUGUGUGUCUGCCUGAAGGAUGUCCUACAGAACUUCUCAGAGCAGCCUUACUCAGAGGGAAAGACAUAUCAGGGAUUUCCGUUGAAUGUUUCAAAUUCAGCUUUAAAUGUACGAGUCGGCCAUGUUAGGGUGAGGAACCCUAACAUGUUAGGGCCAUGUUAGGGUGUGCCUUUUGCAGGGCUGCUGAGGGUUGUCUGGGAAGAGCCAGGAGAGGUAAGCCCUCUGAUCACAGCAGUAGCAGAGCUGUGCAGCCUGGAUGGUCUCAUUGUCCCCUGUUCUGUGUGACCACAGCAGCUCUGGACACGUGGUAUCCAUCAUUUUUUUUUUUUUUUUUCCCAGAAUGAGAUGGCCAUAGCCAAAUUGUGUACCUUACGCCAUAGUUUUCCAGGGGCUCUGUCUGCCUGGUCUAACUUGCAAUUCAUGAAAACCCUGUCAAGUUGACAGACCUUUUUCAUGUGUUAUGAGAGGGGAGAGACAAAAACAUCUGGGCUGGAAGGGCAUGCUGACACACGUGUAGAGGCCCAGCUCACGGGAGGCAGAGACAGGGGGAUCACUGCAAGUUCAAGGAUAGUUCGGUGUACAUGUGGACUCCAGCCAGGGCUAUGAUAGCAAACUCCUGCUUUUUUUGGCUUUUGGUUUUCAAGACAGGGUUUCACUGUGUAGCCCUGGCUGUCUGGGAACUCACUCUGCAGACCAGGCUGGCCUGCACCUCAAAGAUCUGCCUGCCUCUGCCCCUGAGGGCUGGGACUAAAGGCUUGUGCCACCACUACCCAGCUAAGAUCCUGUUUUUUGUUUUUGUUUUUGUUUUUUUAAACAAAACAAAACAAAAAAUCCAGGAUAAUUAAGAGUUGCCUGUCUCAUUAAAGCUAGGUGGAAGUAGUUUGAGGCCCGCUGCUUGGGGGAGCCGGAAUGUCCUUGGCUUUGAUGCCUCUAGAACCAGCACCCAGCAAUGUGCAAGUCUCCUGCACGUGUCUCUGAGUGAAAACUGUGAGUCCCCAGUUAGGACACAGGUUCUCCAUGUCCAGGUGACACAUGGUGACAUGUCGAUGAACUCUAAAUGCUCCUAGAAGAGGCUGACACCCCGUCCCCCUCAUCAGGGUGACCCCAUCCCCCAGGACGGCCACCGCUGAUUACUCACUAGCCCCCCCCCUGGAGGCAUCUUUGUGGGAACAUGAAGGAAAAGGGGCCUUUGGGAGAUUCCUGGCUUUCCUUUGGGGGCUAUCUGGCGAAAGUUCAGGGCUUCUUGGUCAGCUUUAGCUCAUGAGAGUGGCUCCUACUUCUUCAGGUAAAACACCCAUGUGUUGUGGGAAGAGCCACCUUGUGCCCACCCGUGAGUGGGGGCCAUUCCUGGAUAGUGUUCUAGCCCUGGAAAGUGGUAAAAAAGAAUUCAGGGUGUCCCUCCCUUUCCCCAGACCCCAUCAGAUCACUUUAUUAUGAUGUAAAAGAGUUUCCCUUCUCAAUGUUAAAGUAGUCUGCCUGCCUUUCCUGGGGUGGUCUGUUUCCCCAGCAUUCUGUUAACCUUGAGGGCAUAGACCAACACUUACUAAUAAGGGAACUCUUUUGGCCCACAGUAGGCUCUUUAGGGCUCUAGCACUGUAGGUUGCUUUACAUAUCCUCCCAUGGGGGAGCAGAGAGGGGGCUACAAGGGUGUAAAGUGAAUAAAGUAAAUAAAUGAGAAAAAAAAAAUAUAUAUAUAUAUAUACACAUAAACCAAAAAAAGAAAAAAGACAAAACUUUCUGCAAUGGAGUCUCACUGGGUAUAAAACCAUGCUCGUGAUUUUUAUUAUGAGAGGUUGCUACAGUUAAGUAAAGAAUUUUCUUCCUUUAUUGAAAAAAAAAAAUCCUCCCUUGGCCUUUCGCACCCCUGGGGAAUGGGCAUGAAUACGGCCAUGCCCAGCAGGUGGUGUUGAUAGGAAGGUUUGGUGCCUUUCCAGCUUGUAGUAUUUAAGACGCUAAACGUUUUAAUCACAGUAAGUACUGAUCCUAAGUAUGGAGGGAAGAGGUUUUCUCACGGGGAAAUUUUCUUUCUCCUAAAAGUGGCAUUAGAUGGUCCUUCCAGGUCAAGAUUCCAUCCUGAUCGUAGACAGAGGGAGUCUCAGGACAGAGAGAAGAUUGGCUGGAUGUUUAACCUCGGGUCUCUCUUAUCCCCGCCAGCUGUUAGGUAACUUGUAGAAGAGUGAUUUCCUUGAACGGAGAAGGUUCAGGGGAAAAGGAUGGUGGGGUGAGGCAUCGCACUGUCAUCUAUCUGCCUAGCAUGGGCCAGGCCCUGAGUUUGAUUCCUGCCGCUGGAAGGAAGAGGAAAGUGUAAUGUGCAUUGUAUCACCAGUGUUAACGCACUGUAAAACUGUAACCAAAAUAAAUGUCUUACCUUGCGAAGAA
This is a messenger RNA of Meriones unguiculatus (Mongolian gerbil), 4540 nucleotides long. It is a transcript of the gene Dusp3, whose product is annotated as dual specificity phosphatase 3. Gene Ontology annotation, biological process: protein dephosphorylation; negative regulation of MAPK cascade. The record is from RefSeq and is a predicted model, not a curated record. The coding region runs from base 168 to 725 and encodes 185 amino acids. The transcript is spliced from 3 exons. Lineage: Eukaryota; Metazoa; Chordata; Mammalia; Rodentia; Muridae. Gene Ontology annotation, molecular function: protein tyrosine/serine/threonine phosphatase activity; MAP kinase phosphatase activity. Gene Ontology annotation, cellular component: cytoplasm.